Molecule: messenger RNA, 1836 nt
Organism: Benincasa hispida (wax gourd)
Lineage: Eukaryota; Viridiplantae; Streptophyta; Magnoliopsida; Cucurbitales; Cucurbitaceae
Source: RefSeq, a predicted model, not a curated record
AAGAAAACCCAUUAAUGGCAGCGUUAGAAUAUAGUGGCCACUCUCAACUUUACCUUUGCAUAUGAAAAUUGAAAAUCUCUUCCUUUGAGAGAGAGAGAGAGAGAGAGAGCAAGUCCAUUCCAUCAAAGUCAGGCUUCAUUUCAAGAUAAUGAAGGCAUUGAAAUUCUCUUGUGGAGAUUGAUGAAACUUGAAUCCCCUUUUGCCAUCUCUUUUAUUGAAUGAUUUGAGGUUCAAAUUUGAGUUAGUUUCCUUCCUGUUUGGCUUAUUCUUUUGUAUAUUCCAUUUCUCUUUCUCGUGCUUUCUUUGAACUGAGAAAACCUUGUGACAAAGUUCUGAUUAAGACAAAAAUGGUGAAUCUGAUGCUGUGAAAAUUACAGAUUAGUGGGAUUUCAGCAAAGGGAAGGGAUGGCUGAAAGGAGAAAAGUUCGCCCAGAUUGUAUAUAUGUUUCUAAUCCCUUUCAUGAAUGCUCUGAUUAUUGCAUUAAAAAAACAGCUGAAAGCAAGGCAGGAAAGGAUAAAAAGUCUAAAGGAUCUUUUAGGCUUGAUAUUUCCAAAUCUUUUGGAAGGAAGAAAGGGUCCCGACCAAAGCCUCCAAAAGAACAUGAUGGUGGACAGUACUCGAGCACGGUUUUUACUGAAGCUCGGUCAUUCAACUCACGUAUCUCUCCUAAGAAAAAUGUAGAAUCAAGAAUUGGUGGUCAUAUAUCCCCUACCAAAAGAUUUUAUUCCGAAGAAAUCCAUCCGGAAGAUCCUAGUCUUAGUGUAGAGCAACUCGAUACGCCUCGAAUUCCUUCAUACGAUAGUCUCAUAAUGCCUGACUAUUCAGAGGAUGCACCAAAGAAGAGUCCCAUUCGGAUUCCCCCACCGAUGACAAAUAAUGAGAAUGGAGGUGAGAACCAUGAAACAUUUUUUGAGGAUUGUACACCCAAUGGUAACAACGGUAAAGAAAGAUCCCGAAAGCAAUCUAGCGAAUCUAGCUUUAGCAUGUCUGGCUUUGAGCAAACUCAAGUAGACAGUGACGAGGGGGAGAUCGAGUCUGUAAAUUCUGAGGUGUGUGUUCCCGUGGGAAAGUACCAUGUAAAAUCCAGCUUUUCCUCCAUUCUGACAUCGAUCUUCGAAAAGUACGGAGAUAUCGCAGCUACCUGUAAAUUGGAAUCAGUUUCCAUGCGGUCUUACUAUCUAGAAUGCGUGUGCUAUGUGAUUCAAGAAUUGCAGUCCACUGAGUUUCACCAACUGACCAAGUCCAAAGUUAAAGAACUCUUAGCAAUUUUCAAAGACGUUGAGUCCUCAGAAAUCGACGUUACAUGGUUAAAGAGUCGCCUUAACGAAAUUGCACAAGCUGUAGAGCUGAGAACUCAGCACCGAGCCAUUGAAGCUGCAAAGACAGACUGCGAGCAGAAUUUAGAAUCAAUAAAGAAAGAACUAGAGUCCCAAAUGGCAGAUCUGAAACUAAAAGAAAAAGAGCUUUCUGAAGCAAAGACAAAAGUUGCAGAAACCCGAGCUCGGUUAAGCGAAUUAGAGCUGAAAUCAUCUCAGCUGAAAGAAAUGAUCACGUCCAUCGACUCCAAGGUAGAAAAUUUUAGAUGCAAAUCAUUCUCUGAUGAUCUGUUAUGAUGAGGGAAGGGAAGGGAAGGAUUACUAGUAGAUUAUCAAACAUCACUUAUAGAUCAUAUCAUUCUGUCAUUUAGUUAUAUAAAUGUUGUUAACACAUGUUAUGGGUAAUGUUAAAGCUGUAUCAUCUAAGUGUAUUGCAUAAUAAAACAUAUCAUGUUGUUAAAGAUAUCUCCUACUUCCAUGUUUUAGAAAAAGCUUCAGCUUCUGGAUUUAGUUUGUUUA